Molecule: messenger RNA, 1289 nt
Organism: Cryptomeria japonica (Japanese cedar)
Lineage: Eukaryota; Viridiplantae; Streptophyta; Pinopsida; Cupressales; Cupressaceae
Product: calcium-binding protein KIC
Exons: 1
Coding region: 342-704 (120 amino acids)
Molecular function (GO): calcium ion binding
Source: RefSeq, a predicted model, not a curated record
GACAACUCGCAUUCUCCAAAUCCAACAAAAGCAUUUUAAAAUUUGGCGUGGGUGUAGAAAACAAAUGGUAUGACGGAGGACGAAAUUUCCUGCGUUCCCACUUUGCUUCAGAUCGAAUUUGAACCACUCGAAUCCAUCCAUUUUUAUAUGGUGAAUUAUAUCGCCAGCGUUUCUUGUCCAUCCAUGUGGCAGAAUAUUGAGCUUCCAGACGAAGACUAGCGGCAGAACAUUUUCCUGGAAGGAGGUAUGAAAAUGGAGGCAGCUUUUACGCCUUCAACCCUAUUUAAGGGUUCCAUAUUUCUUUGCAGGUUUAGGAAAAGAUCAGGCUGAAUCUGGCGGAAAUGGCGAAGAAAGUCGAAGAGGCGAUGGGAUUUGAGGACUAUUUGCCUGUAAUGGCGGACAAAUUGGGGGAAGAGGAAUUUAUGGGGGAGCUUUGCAAUGGCUUUCGUCUUCUGGCAGAUGCGGAGAAAGCCGUGAUAACUUUGCAGAGUUUGAAGAAGAAUGCAAAUUUAUUGGGGAUGGGAGAGAUGAGUGAAGAUCAAGUCAGAGCGAUGAUUGAAACGGCUGAUCUGAAUGGCGACGGAGUUCUUGACCAGAAUGAGUUCUGUGUUCUCAUGAUCACGCUCAGCCCUACCUUGAUGACACAGGCUCACAAAUGGCUAGAAAAUGCCCUCACUCAAGAACUCGAGGGUGUUGUACAGUAAAACAGAGACUAUUUUCUUUCUUUUCUUUUCAAAAUUCCUCAUAAAAAUGACUGUAUUAGGUGUUGGGAUUUUCCAUGGAACAAAUAUUCCAUCUAUGCUCAAUUCCAAAAUCGAAAUGAAGGAUUUUUUUGUGGUUACAUUUAGUUUGUAAACAUUAUCAGAUUUAUGUGAUUUUUUGGGUUGUCUUUGUAUCCCACUUAAUUGUUUAUAUCUAUUGUUCUCACUUCUAGAUAGUAACAACUUAUGCUGUAAGGUCUGUUAUGCACCAAAGGGUUAAAAAGUGGGUCAUUACAAAGUGUGAGAUGUCCCAAUAACUGUACACGGCCAAUACUAAUGGACAAAUGUGGGUAACAAUAAAGGUGCACAACUCUUUCAAUUAAUGUCCAAAAAUUCUAACUAAUAGGGGUAAAGUAGACAGCUAGUGAACACUCAUUGAAACAUGGAUGGUAAUUGGUGCUCUUCACCUAUUUUAUUUUUGCUUUUGGGCUGCUGGGCAAGUUCCUAUGGGAAUGCUUAGUUUCUUUUGGGUAAGAGUUAUUGUGCAAUCUAUUUAAAAAUUGUUUAUGGAACUUUUUAGUUUAGUUC